This is a messenger RNA of Apus apus (common swift), 1753 nucleotides long. It is a transcript of the gene SLC1A7, whose product is annotated as solute carrier family 1 member 7. NCBI's taxonomy places the organism in Eukaryota, Metazoa, Chordata, Aves, Apodiformes, Apodidae. The coding region runs from base 1 to 1701 and encodes 566 amino acids. The record is from RefSeq and is a predicted model, not a curated record. The transcript has 11 exons. Gene Ontology annotation, cellular component: plasma membrane. Gene Ontology annotation, molecular function: L-glutamate transmembrane transporter activity; glutamate:sodium symporter activity; neutral L-amino acid transmembrane transporter activity. Gene Ontology annotation, biological process: L-glutamate transmembrane transport.
AUGGCAGUGGCUCUGGAUGCAAUCCUCGCUCGGAUCAAGGAUGUUUGUAAAAGAAACGGUUUGCUGAUCCUCUCGGUGUUGUCAGUCACCAUUGGCUGUCUGCUCGGAUUCUUCCUGAGGACGCGGCGGCUCUCCCAGCAGGAAAUUAGUUAUUUCCAGUUUCCUGGUGAGUUACUGAUGAGGAUGCUGAAAAUGUUGAUUCUUCCACUGGUUGUCUCAAGCUUAAUGUCUGGGCUAGCAGCCCUGGAUGCCAAGACUUCCAGUCGAUUAGGUAUCAUAACUGUCACUUACUACCUGUGGACAACAUUUGUGGCUGUGGUUGUGGGAAUAAUUAUGGUCUCCAUUAUCCAUCCCGGUGGAGCAGCACAGAAGGAGAGCACCGAAGAGGGUGGAAAGCCCAUCAUGAGCUCUGCAGAUGCACUGCUUGACUUAAUCAGGAACAUGUUUCCAGCCAAUCUUGUCGAGGCCACAUUCAAGCAGUAUCGCACCAAGAGCAUUCCCAUCAUUAAAUCCAACAAAGCAUCAUCUGACAGCACAACUCGUCGCAUUAUAAUAUACGGAGUCCAGGAUGAGAAUGGAUCCAAUGUCCAGAAUUUUGCCUUGGAUAUCACUCCCCCUCCUGAAGUGAUUUACAAGUCAGAACCAGGCACUAGUGAUGGCAUGAAUGUGCUAGGGAUUGUGAUAUUCUCUGCCACAAUGGGUAUAAUGUUGGGAAGAAUGGGGAACAGUGGUGUUCCUUUGGUCAGCUUUUGCCAGUGUUUAAAUGAAUCUGUCAUGAAGAUAGUGGCAGUUGCUGUUUGGUAUUUUCCAUUUGGAAUUGUGUUCCUAAUUGCUGGUAAAAUCUUAGAAAUGGAUGACCCUUCAGCUAUUGGGAAGAAACUGGGUUUCUAUGCCAUUACAGUGGUUUGUGGCCUGGUAGUGCAUGGGCUUUUUAUUCUGCCAAUGAUGUACUUCUUCAUCACCAAGAAGAAUCCCAUCGUCUUCAUCAGAGGAAUUCUUCAAGCCUUGCUCAUUGCUCUGGCCACAUCCUCCAGCUCAGCCACACUGCCUAUCACUUUCAAGUGCUUGUUGGAGAAUAACCAUGUGGACAGGAGGAUUGCCAGGUUUGUGCUGCCUGUGGGAGCCACCAUCAACAUGGAUGGGACGGCGCUCUACGAGGCGGUGGCUGCCAUCUUCAUUGCACAAGUAAACAACUAUGAGCUGGACUUUGGGCAGAUUAUUACUAUAAGUAUCACAGCAACAGCUGCCAGCAUAGGUGCUGCAGGUAUCCCACAAGCUGGCCUGGUGACAAUGGUCAUUGUUCUGACCUCGGUUGGGCUCCCGACAGAUGACAUCACGUUGAUUAUUGCUGUCGACUGGGCACUAGACAGGUUUAGAACAAUGAUCAAUGUCCUGGGAGACGCACUGGCUGCUGGGAUCAUGGCCCAUGUUUGCCGGAAGGAGUUCAUCAAGGAUGGUGAUGAGGUGCCAUUGAUCUGUGAAACUAAGCCUAUUAACAUCCAUCAGAUUGUGGCUUACCAGAGGAAUGGCUGUGUGAAGACCAUGAAUGAAUCUUGUGGACCAGAAACACUGAAAGGGUUUCAGCAGCACAUACCUGUGCAAGUGGAGCAAGAAGAAAGUCCAGUGGAGAAUCACACUAAGAAAUCCAACAGUAAAGACCACUGCACUAUAGAAAUAAAUGAACUAGAAACAAAUGUGUAACUGCUGCACUCAGUGGUGUCUCAUACCCCACUGACCUGAUACAGAAUCUCUA